CAACCACAUGACAAGACUACAAGACUAAAAUACCAAACCAAAUAAAAAUUAACAUAACAAACAAACAAACAGAACGGUACCGUCUCAUUCGCAUUCGUGAGGGAGCCAGAAAACUGAAAGACCUACCCGACCUCAGCGAGCCUCCCUGAGCCUGAGCCUGAGCCUGAGGUGAGAGACUCUUUGAGCGAGUGAGGCUGUGAAUCCAAAUCGGACGAUCCGCCUUUCACUCGGAUCCGAUAAUUCAGAGAGAUGUUUCUAUUCGACUGGUUCUAUGGUGUGUUGGCGUCGUUGGGUCUGUGGCAGAAGGAGGCAAAGAUCUUGUUCCUAGGACUCGAUAAUGCCGGCAAGACUACCUUGCUCCAUAUGUUGAAAGACGAGAGAUUAGUACAGCACCAGCCAACACAAUACCCUACAUCGGAGGAGUUGAGUAUUGGGAAAAUUAAGUUCAAAGCAUUUGAUUUGGGAGGUCAUCAGAUUGCUCGCAGAGUCUGGAAGGACUACUAUGCCAAGGUUGAUGCUGUGGUGUACCUUGUGGAUGCAUAUGACAAGGAGAGGUUUGCAGAAUCUAAAAAGGAAUUGGAUGCACUCCUUUCUGAUGAGGCCCUUGCUAACGUCCCUUUCCUUAUUUUGGGAAACAAGAUUGAUAUCCCAUAUGCUGCCUCCGAGGAUGAGUUGCGAUUCCACCUUGGCCUGACCAACUUCACUACUGGAAAGGGGAAGGUAAACCUAGCAGACUCAAAUGUCCGACCAUUAGAGGUAUUCAUGUGCAGCAUUGUACGGAAAAUGGGGUAUGGUGAUGGUUUCAAGUGGCUUUCUCAGUACAUCAAAUAGAGUAAUGGUCAGCAAGAUCACCACCCCCCCCCCCCCCCCCCCCCCCCCCCCCGGAACCUGGAAAUCCCUCCAAACCACACCCCACGCUACCCAAAAAAUGUAUCAAUUCCUGUUUGUUUCGGCCCCAAACUGGCUUUAAAUUGGAUGUAUUAUGUUUGGAUCUGUGUGGAAGGAGGUUUUAAUGUCAGUGUUCUGUAAGUUUACUUGUGGCAGCAAAUCUUUCUUGGCACUCUAGUUUGUUAUUUAGCUUUGCCAUCUGCUAUAUGUUUGUUGCGAUAGUCAUAAGGUAGGAUACUGCAUUUGUUAUUAUAUUUUGUAUUUGGAAUGAUGUAUUGAUACGUUUGAAAAAAAAUUGACUUCAUCUUCGUUA
Quercus lobata is the source of this 1201-nucleotide messenger RNA. RefSeq names its product secretion-associated RAS GTPase 2 (gene SAR2). NCBI's taxonomy places the organism in Eukaryota, Viridiplantae, Streptophyta, Magnoliopsida, Fagales, Fagaceae. The record is from RefSeq and is a predicted model, not a curated record. Gene Ontology annotation, biological process: intracellular protein transport. Gene Ontology annotation, molecular function: GTPase activity; GTP binding. The coding region runs from base 250 to 831 and encodes 193 amino acids. The transcript is spliced from 3 exons.